This is a messenger RNA of Styela clava, 3116 nucleotides long. Lineage: Eukaryota; Metazoa; Chordata; Ascidiacea; Stolidobranchia; Styelidae. The record is from RefSeq and is a predicted model, not a curated record.
CUGAAACGCGAUUAGUAAUUGCUUCAAUUAAAUUUGUCAUUUUUAUAAAAGUUUCAGUUAAUAUUUAAGUUAUUUUGAUCAUGUCGUCCAAAACCAGGCAAGCGUCAUCUGCCGAUAAUCAACGAAAGACAACUAAGACAAGUGGGAAAAAUACUGGGUAUACAAAUAGUGGUGUGACUCAGCAUAGAAAAGGUGAUGGUGUGGUGACUGCAGUACAACCUCCAAUCAUAAAAACAAUAAAAGCACCUGAUCCAUUGAAAAAGACUGACAAACAAAAACCAGUGACUAACGGAAAUUCAUCUGGUGCUAGAAGCAAAACUACACUCAUGGCUCAAAAACCUCUCACCGAUCAUGAAAAACGGAAACAGAUUUCAGUUCGGGGCAUUUCUUCACUUGAAAGUGUGGCUGAUAUAAACAAGGCUUUCAAUCGCCAUCUUCAUUUUACUCUUGUGAAAGAUCGAAAUGUUGCAACCGAUAGAGAUUAUUAUUUCGCCCUUGCAGAAACUGUUAGAGAUCAGUUGGUAGGAAGAUGGAUAAGAACUCAACAGUGGUAUUAUGAAAAAGAUCCUAAGAGAGUAUACUAUCUAUCACUUGAAUUUUACAUGGGAAGAACUUUGCAAAAUACUAUGCUGAAUCUCGGCAUACAAACUUCUUGUGAUGAAGCUAUGUAUCAGCUUGGACUUGACAUUGAGGAACUCCAAGAAUUGGAAGAAGAUGCUGGUCUUGGCAAUGGUGGGCUGGGAAGACUUGCUGCAUGUUUUCUGGAUUCUAUGGCAACUCUGGGUAUGGCUGCGUAUGGAUAUGGAAUACGUUACGAAUAUGGGAUUUUCAAUCAAAAGAUUCGACAAGGUUUUCAGCUUGAGGAAGCAGAUGACUGGCUUCGUUAUGGAAAUCCAUGGGAGAAAGCAAGACCAGAAUACAUGAUUCCAGUUCAUUUGUAUGGAAGAGUAGAAAAUCCCAAUGGAUGGGAAAAAGAAAGCGAAUGGAAAGACACUCAGGUCAUUUUUGCUAUGCCAUAUGACACAGCAACACCAGGGUAUGGAAACAAUACUGUGAACACGCUUAGAUUAUGGUCAGCCAAAUCACCAAACUCUUUCAAUUUAGAUGUCUUCAAUACAGGGGAUUAUAUUCAAGCAGUAUGUGAUAGAAACUUGGCUGAGAAUAUAUCAAGAGUUCUGUAUCCUAAUGAUAACUUUUUCGAGGGGAAGGAACUUCGAUUGAAGCAGGAAUAUUUUGUCGUAUCUGCUACUCUUCAUGACAUAAUACGUCGCUUCAAAUCUUCUACUUUCGGAUGUCGUGAUCCAGUUCGAACAUCAUUCAAAAGCUUUCCAGAAAAGGUUGCGAUUCAACUAAACGACACUCAUCCUUCACUUGCCAUACCUGAAUUGAUGAGAAUUCUACUCGACAUUGAGAAACUUGACUGGGACACAGCAUGGGAUAUUGUCUAUAACACUUGUGCUUACACAAAUCACACCAUUCUUCCUGAAGCAUUAGAAAGGUGGCCUGUGUCUAUGCUGGAACGAAUGUUACCAAGACACUUGCAAAUUAUCUAUCUUAUCAAUGGAAAACACCUUGAGACUGUGGGAAAACUUUAUCCUGAUAACCCUGAAAUGGUUGGACGUAUGUCACUCAUUGAAGAACAUGGUGAAAAACGAGUUAAUAUGGCCCAUUUAUGUAUCGUUGGAUCUCACGUUGUCAAUGGGGUUGCUGCAAUUCAUUCACAGAUUAUCAAAGAUCAUACUUUCCAUGACUUCUACGAAUUGUCUCAAAAGCUUGGACAAACCGAUAAGUUUCAGAACAAAACUAACGGUGUGACUCCACGUCGAUGGCUGUUGUUGUGCAACCCUGGAUUGGCUGAUCUCAUUGCCGAUAAACUUGGUGAAGAAUGGCCGAAAAAUCUUGAUCAAUUGCAAGAUUUAUGGAAACUCCACAAAGACAAGAAUUUCAUUCGUGAAGUUGCAAAAGUGAAGCAGGAGAACAAGUUGAAAUUGGCAGCUUUCAUUGAAAAAGAAUGGGGAGUCAAAGUGAAUCCAGCAUCCAUGUUUGAUAUCCAGGUGAAACGAAUCCAUGAAUACAAGCGUCAACUUAUGAAUGCCCUGCAUAUCAUUGUUAUGUACAACAGGAUUAAAGAAAACCCCAAUGCUGACUUUGUACCACGUACUAUAAUGAUUGGCGGAAAGGCUGCUCCAGGAUAUCAUUCUGCGAAAAUGAUCAUCAAGUUGAUAACAAGUAUUGGCAACAGAGUGAAUAACGAUCCUAUCAUUGGUGAUAGACUCAAAGUUGUUUUCUUGGAAAACUACAGAGUUUCACUUGCUGAGAAAGUUAUCCCAGCUGCAGACUUGUCAGAGCAGAUUUCAACUGCUGGAACAGAAGCUUCAGGAACAGGCAACAUGAAAUUCAUGAUGAAUGGUGCUCUUACUAUUGGAACAUUGGAUGGUGCUAAUGUUGAAAUGGCAGAGGAAUUGACGAAAAUGGCAGAAAAAGACAAAUCCAAACUUGAAAACAUCUUUAUUUUUGGAAUGGAAGUUCACGAAGUCAGUGAUUUGGACAAACAAGGAUAUAAUCCUCGAUCAUUCUAUGAAAAAUCUCCAGAGUUGAAGAAAGCAAUAGAUCAAGUUGCCAGUGGAUAUUUCUGUCAAAACGAACCAGAUAUAUUCAAAGGUCUCACUGAACAUCUGUUGCAUCAUGACAGAUUCAAGCUCAUGGCUGAUUUUGACGCUUUUGUGAAGUGCCAGGAAAGAGUCAGCGAAGUAUUUAAGAAUCCAGAUGACUGGACAAGCAGAUGCAUCUGUAACAUUGCAGCUUCUGGAAAGUUCUCAAGUGAUCGAACAAUUGCACAGUACGCUAGAGAGAUCUGGGGCAUCGAACCUCAACCUGACCUUAAAAUACCUGCUCCUCAUGAAGCUUUGAAAAAAGAGAGAGAACCGAAGCAGAAUCUCCCUUCAUUCUGAGCAGGACUAUGGGGAAUCACAUUUUUAGAUGUUAUUUGUAUUCAGUGAUGCUUUCUGUAACCUAGUAGUUUUUAUUAUACAUUAGUAGGAUUUGUUUAUGUAUUUUAUUUUAUUGGUCACUCUACUAGCUGGUGUUGAAAUAAAGAGUUUAUUACUGCACUCACA